UUUCGCAUUGAUUUAUUUUUAUUUUAAAUUAUAAUUUUAUUAAUAAAUUAAAUAAUUUUAAUUAUUUUUUAAUUAUAUUUUAAAAUUCUGUAAAAUAAUAAAAACGAAGUAAAUUCGUAGCUAAUGUACGACCUAUUUACGUGGAAACCCUAUGAGGAAAUGAUGAGAAAUAAUAAACAAGUAUUUUACGAGAAAAUAUUUACGAGGAAAUAACGAGAAAAGAUAAACGAGUAUUUUACGAGAAAAUACUUUCGUGGUAGUUAUGUAUUUUGCGAGGAAACACUUUCAAGGUAUUUACGUGUAGUUUACGAGGAACUCGUUUCGAGGUAUUUACGAGGAAAUAUAGCGACUUCCUUACGUGGAAUAUUUACGUGGUCUUUACGACGAAAUGAUGUGCUUCGUCUUUACGACGAAACAUUGUCCUCGCUAAGUUACGACGAAUUGGCGAGGAAAUAUCUGUUACGACGGAUGAGUAACGAACAAACGUGUUUCCUCGCUAAUUCGUCGUAAAGUCUCUUUUACGACGAAGUCACGAGGAAAACCGCCCUCGUUAAGAUUAUGUUUUCUUGUAGUGACUAGAUCUGACGAUCCCCAGAUGUGUGCUCCCUAUGUCACUGGAAUCUUCGUCUAUCUCUGUCAAUUAGAGGUAAGGAAAAGUCAAGGCCUUUGAUUGAUUAUAUAGACAAGGCGCAGAAAGAUGUAACACCUAAUAUGAGAGGAGUUUUGGUUGAUUGGUUAGUUGAAGUUGCUGAAGAGUACAAACUUCUCUCCUACACUCUUUACCUCGAUGUCUCCUACAUCGACAGAUUUUUGUCUCUUCAGAUUGUUAAUAGGCAAAAGCUUCAGCUUUUGGGAGUUUCUUCUAUGCUUAUUGCCUCGAAGUAUGAAGAGAUAUUACCUCCAAAUGUGGAAGACUUCUGUUACAUAACAGACAACACUUACACUAAGCAAGAGAUUGCGAAGAUGGCAGCUGAUAUACUUCUUGCUCUGCAGUUUGAAUUAGGAAACCCCACAACCAAUAUUUAUCUAAGACGGUUCACAAAAGUUGCGCAGGAAGAUUUCAAUGUUAAGGAGGUUAUGGGAGAGAUAGAGAAGGCUGGAAACCAGUACUCAAAAGCAGUGCGUUUGAUGGUAUUCCUUCUAGUGGAAGCACCAAUGCUGAUUCUGAACCCUCCAUUGUCUCUCACAAACUCAGACAGGUAUCGUCUCAGAAAAUAUAUAGGUAUCCUCAGUAGAAGAUUAAAACAUCUGCAGUCGCAUAGGAGAAGCUCAGGCUCUCAUAUGCAGGGAUCAUCAUCAUCUGCCAUGAUGAACAAACAAUCAUAGAGUCGAGUGACUCGGUUUGGUUUCUCCUGUUUCUUGUUCUGUUUUUUUUCCUAAAGAGACUUUGGUGGAUAUGAUGUGUGAGUUGUGAUGGUUGUUGUACCAUGUUCCCUGUUCUAUCUUUGAUCCUAAUCAUUUGGUUUAUGAAAAUGUUUAAUAUUUUUUUUAA
Brassica napus (rape) is the source of this 1492-nucleotide messenger RNA. RefSeq names its product putative cyclin-A3-1. The transcript is spliced from 5 exons. The record is from RefSeq and is a predicted model, not a curated record. Gene Ontology annotation, molecular function: cyclin-dependent protein serine/threonine kinase regulator activity. Gene Ontology annotation, biological process: mitotic cell cycle phase transition; regulation of cyclin-dependent protein serine/threonine kinase activity. The coding region runs from base 712 to 1326 and encodes 204 amino acids. NCBI's taxonomy places the organism in Eukaryota, Viridiplantae, Streptophyta, Magnoliopsida, Brassicales, Brassicaceae. Gene Ontology annotation, cellular component: cyclin-dependent protein kinase holoenzyme complex; cytoplasm; nucleus.